This is a messenger RNA of Lytechinus variegatus (green sea urchin), 1386 nucleotides long. RefSeq names its product protein FAM210A-like. NCBI's taxonomy places the organism in Eukaryota, Metazoa, Echinodermata, Echinoidea, Temnopleuroida, Toxopneustidae. The transcript has 3 exons. The record is from RefSeq and is a predicted model, not a curated record. Bases 65 to 841 code for a protein of 258 amino acids. Gene Ontology annotation, cellular component: mitochondrion.
CUUUGAGUUUUUUAGGGUCUAGUCUCUGCAUAUCGUCGUACCGUAGGUCAGUUUCUCAGCCGCCAUGGCGAUAAGUCUGACUGUACGUAGAGUCUGCUUGGAAACUGCAAGACUGCUUCCCAGGGUGGAAUCCAGGAAUCUCCACCACACCCAGUCCCAGGCCAGACUUGUUCCAUCAGGUAUUCACCAUCAUCCUCUGUGUCCUUCUGCCUUCCACAGUGGUGCCAUCUGCGUACUAAGACCAGGAAACAGUGCCUCCAAAAGCUUUCACAUUUGCCAAAGAAACAUCUUCACAAAGUGGUUGCGGACAUCCAGUUCUUCAUCCAGCUCGUCCAAGAACACCAAAGACAAUGAAACUGCUUCCACAGAUUUGGACAGCAAGGAGGAGGACUCUAUCAUACCAAAGACUGAUGAAGAGGGCAAACCCCUGAGUAAUUGGAAGCGAAUGAAGAUCAUGAUGAAAGCCUACGGUUAUGUAAUCAUCCCUGUACAUUGGGUGAUAGCACCAAUAUGGUUUGGAGCUUUCUACUACACUAUCAAAAUGGGUGUUGACAUCGGUCCAUUCCUUACAAAAAUUGGAGUCAGCGAUCACCACGUUGAAACUCUACGCAACUCCAAAGCGAGCACUGCCCUCAUGGCCUAUGCAUUGUACAAGAUUUUCACACCUUUACGUUACACCGUCACUCUCGGCGCCACCGAGGUCACCAUUCGCAAGCUUAGGAAGUUGGGAUACAUGAAGCCAACGCCACCGAAGGAAAAGACAUAUCGAGACUCAUUCAAGGAGACAGUGGGGGAGAUGAAAGAUAAGAUCUCAGACAUGAGGGAAUCUAAGAAUUCUUGAGCUCCUUGCUCUUCGGGUCCCUAUCUCUGAAUAGUGUUGCUGCUUGUAACCUGCAUGUUGCUACGUGUGAUUAUGUGAAAACACAAUGUGAUGAAGAGCAGUGGAUGAUGCUGUCUUUCGGUAACUUAAAUCAAAAAUUCAUCAAGACUCAAUAUUCUUCCAAAUGUUCAUUCAAAUGAUUAAUUCAGAUUAUAUCUGAAAAAUUAUGAUUACAAUUGCAUGCAGUACUGUUAUGUUUGGCUCUUGAGCCUCCAACUUGAAAUUUAUAUGCCUUGAAAGACCCUUCAUAUUAUCUGAGAUUUCAUAGCCCGAGGGGGGGGGAACAUCCCUGAACUUGUUUUUUAUUUUUAAGAUAAUCUGUUCUGCACUGUCAAUUUUUUUUCAUAAACUUCAGCAUUAAAUUUGCCAUGAAAUAGCACCUGCCAUCAUCCAAGCACCAGCAAGAGAGUAACAGAGUAAAUGCAGUCUAUAUAUAUAUAUAUUUAUAUAUACAGUGCGUCCCAGAAAAAAGGAAACUGGGAUUCCCAUGUCUUUUUUCUUCAAAG